Messenger RNA from Lactuca sativa (garden lettuce), 2360 nucleotides. Its product is annotated as two-component response regulator-like APRR1. Gene Ontology annotation, molecular function: protein binding. Lineage: Eukaryota; Viridiplantae; Streptophyta; Magnoliopsida; Asterales; Asteraceae. Gene Ontology annotation, biological process: phosphorelay signal transduction system; cytokinin-activated signaling pathway. The record is from RefSeq and is a predicted model, not a curated record.
CGCGGAUACCCUACGAUACGCCCAUCCCAACUCCGAUCCUAUCAGAUCUAACGUCUCAGGAUAUUCGCCUAACCAUGGCGCAUGGUAGCAUCCACCACUGUGGAAAGUGAAUUUGCGAAGUAUCCACUACAAGAUCCAACACCAAUCAAAGAUCUCGUUCUCUCUCUCACACACUUACGCUAAAAACCGAAACUUCCCUGUCGAAUUCGGCGAUGCUAAUUUCUGACGUUUGAUCGGCGGGAUUCGGGAUAGAUUUGAGUAGUUGAUUUAGGUAUUUUAGAUUGUGACAGACUUUUCGUUUUUGGUUCGGUUGAGUUUUCCGAACAUCAGGAGGAUUUGAUUGUUUAAUCGCUCCAUUUCUGAACUUCUGAUUCAUUUUCCUUUUUCCAUUUUAGUUUUGUGAGAACUGUGGUAAUCUCAUGUUGAUAGAGUUAAUAGAAUUAGAAGCGAUAACCCUAGAUGGCAAAUCCUUUAUAUUUGAAGUCCACGAAAUUUUGUGCUGUAAUGGAAGUUCUCUAGUGUUGACUCCGUUCUGAUACUUGUUUAAUUUGGGGGAUUGUCGAGGCUUCUGUGGUUGAAAGUAUAAGGAUAGAGCGAGUCUGAUUUGACUGAUGUGGGAGAUGGAACCAAAGGGAAUCUCGUUGGGCAGAGGUGGAGUUGGAGGAGGUAACUUUGGGAAGACUGGGGAUGGGUUUAUUGAUCGCAGUAAAGUGACAAUUUUACUUUGUGACAAUGAUUCGAUGGGUUCAGGAGAGGUUUUUACUCUUCUUCGUAAAUGUUCCUAUCAAGUGAUUUCAGUGAAAUCACCGAGGCAAGUGAUUGAUGCUCUGAAUGCUGAAGGACCCAACAUCGAUCUCAUUCUUUCUGAAGUCGAUCUUCCUAUGGCCAAAGGCUUGAAGAUGUUAAAAUACAUCAUGAGCAAAGAGUUGCAACGCAUUCCUGUGAUCAUGAUGUCUGCACUGGACGAAGUUACCCUUGUUGUCAAAUGUUUGAGACUUGGAGCAGCUGAUUAUCUUGUGAAGCCUUUAAGGACAAAUGAGCUCUUGAAUUUGUGGACACACAUGUGGAGAAGAAGGCGAAUGCUUGGUUUGUCUGAGAAGAAGCUCAUGAACUGUGAAUUUGAUGUCGUACCUUCAGACCAUAGUGAUGUUAACACAAACAGUACUGUAUUUUCUGAUGAUACAGAUGAAAAGCCACGAAAGAGUGCAAACGAGAUUAAUGUGAUAUUAGCUCCUGGCCAUGUAGAUAAACAAUUUGUUAGCUUAUUAAAUAAUCAGUCUAUUCUACCAGAAACCAAAGGCUAUCAACAAGGGAAACUUAUGUGUGGUCCAAAGAAGAGUGAACUAAAGACAGGUCAGCCUUCAGCAUUCCUUACAUAUGUCAAAUCAAGCAUAUUUACAAAAACUGCUCCAGUGGUAUCAAGAAUUGAGAAAGUAUCUAGUGGAGAAGUGGAUCAAAAUGUUAGGCCAUGUGAUGGAGGAAACGUUUCUCAGAUAGAAGAUUUUCAUGGCAGUAGCAGCUUCCCUGAUUUUGUGUCACUGGACGAGUCAUCUACACCUCCUCUAGAGUAUCCCAAACCUCAAAUAGAAGAAGGGUAUAAUCGUCAUUCUGGUUAUCCGUAUUACCUUCAUGGUGCAAAUGCGAUGAAUCAGGUUAUGAUGCCACCAUCAUCAUCAGCAGAAGCAGCAAUGUAUCAUCAUCAUCAUCAUCAUCAGAUGCCUGGGAUGACAUCAUAUCCGUACUACCCGGUUAAUCUUUGUGUACAAGCAGCAGCACCCGGGCAGGGGCAGAAUGAGGGGAAAAUGGAUAGAAGAGAAGCAGCUUUGGUGAAGUUCAGGCAGAAGAGGAAAGAACGUUUCUAUGAUAAGAAAAUAAGGUAUGUAAAUAGGAAAAAAUUAGCUGAGAGAAGGCCUCGUGUCAGGGGACAGUUUGUGAGGAAGGCUAAUGGGAUAGAUGUGGAUCUGAAUGGGCAUCCCACAUCCACUACUCAUUUUCAUGAAUCAUGAUGAUGAUGAUGAUGAUGAUGAUGAUGAUGAUUCUCCUCAAUGACUCUGGUAACAAAACGAAGAUCACCACUGGAAAUUUGUGGUGAUGACUGUUUCAGCAACUAUUCUUGAUUGGAAUAUAUGUAUAUGUCAGUCAGCUUCUGGUAUUUAUUAAUGAUUGUGAAUCUGAGGAAAGGAAGCCAACAUUCUUGCAUUUGUUUUGUAAAAAGGGAAGCUACAAAUGGUAAAUUAAAGAUGGAGGAAUCUCUACUCGUUUCAGACAUGCUUUUCUUUUUGGAUGUUAUUAUGUACAUUUAUUUUGGUUAGGUAGCACUAACCUGUAAAAAUUUAUAAUUUGUUUGAGGUUUAUUGAAA